AGAUGGCUGCCAGUUGGUUGUCUUAUACGCAUGUCCAGUGUCUAUAGGCUAUCUGUUGACUGUUCACGUGUUCAGUUGUCUGUUGUUCUCAUACUUCGAAUCACGUUCAACUUUUCACCGAAUGCAAGUAUCUAAUUCACAUGUUCUAACUAAGUAUAGUUAUUCCUUAUAAAAUAAUUCGUGGUUGUAGUUUGUAAUUGUGAUUGUGAUCAUCUUUGAGCUGUUUCAUAUUGUAAGUUGAACAGUCAAGAAUUCUUAAUUUUCUCAACUCGCGACCAAGAAUUUAAAAUGGAUAUUCGAAAAUACUUUUGCGAGUGGAAAUUCAGAGAUAAUUUCAUCGAACAAAUCAAAACUUUUGCCGUCUGGAGAGAUAAUAACCGCGAUUAUUAUGGAAAUGCAUUUAUUAUUACGAAUAACAACGAAGUGUAUGCAGUUGGAAGUAUUAUUGAGAAAUGCAUGGAAAAUCAUUUAUCAUCGCCAGAAUCCAACGCGAAAACAGACUUUUAUGAACCGGUGAAACUUGCCCCGCUAUGUGGGAAAGAAAUUAAAAAAUUUGUAUACGGGAGCGAACAAGUUUUCAUUUGGACUGAGGAGGGCGAAGUUUUUGGUUAUGGAAGUUCAUCCAUAUAUGCAGAUAAAGAACAAAUAUUUGUUUUUCUGCACAAAGUGCCUGCACUUGUGGGACUCUGUGUGGUGGAUAUAGCCAUUGGACCAUAUACUCGUAAGCAAAAUUUGGCUCUAUGUGAUGAUGGAAAGCUUUAUAAAUUUGAACUUGGCCAACCCUCCAAACAUCUGAUCGACACCAGUGCAGUGAAAGCAAAACCCGUGAAUGUACUUCAUGUGGAGAAAAGUUUUUUUAUUUCAUUGUUGGAGAAUGGAGAAGUGAUGAAAGUAGUCAUCGGUAACGAUAACGAAACGUUUUCGGACGCCAAGAACAAGAAGGAUAGUUGCGAAUAUAUGAUUUUUCGAGAUAGUAUCAAUCAAGUCGAUUAUCCUAAAAUUACAAAAUUGAUUGGCGGAUGUACUGACGCGUUUGCUGUUGAUGAACAGGGUCGCUUAUUUGUUACUGGUCAUGAUCAUCUUGGACAGGUGGGACUCGGUGAUCAUAGAUCACCUGGAUCUGAUGUUCACUAUACAGACUUCAAGCACAAUUCAUCGCUUACUGAAAGGGUUGUUGACGUUGGUGCCAGUUUUUCUUUGCAUCUUUCCGCAGCAUUAACUGAAAGCGGUAAAGUAUAUGUAUGGGGUAGUGGUCGCGGCCCAAAGCGGUAUAAACCUCAACUUACAGCAUUCGAAUCUCUUCAUGAAGUUUUCCUUUAUUAUGCAAUUUUUUUGGAAACUUACAAACCGAUAAAUGUCGACGAAUUAUCAGCUGUCACUUCUAAACCGAUACCUCGUAUGAAUUCGUUUAAAAAAGCUUUUGAUGAUCGGAAAUUCUGCGACUUGUUUGUCGUGGUAGAAGGUAAAACCAUCCCAGUCCAUAAAUCGAUAUUGGCAGUGCGAUGUGAUCAUUUCGCCGAAGUAUUUCAGAAAGAUUGGCCGGCUGAAAACCCGAGUGUUCUACAAAUUGAAGAAGGUGAUUUCAAAGUCUACCAAGCUUUCCUCAAGUACGUUUACACUGAUGAAAUCGAUGAUACGUUAUCCUUCAACGAAAUUAUAGAAUUACUCAACUUGUCGAAUAAAUAUGGCAUGGAAUCAUUAGCUGAGCGUUGUGUAUCAUUGAUUCAAACCGGUAUUACCAUUGGUAAUGUCGUAUCUCUAUACGAACGUGUAAUUGAAAUGAGUAAAGUAACGAAGUUGAACAAUGUUUUCGAUCAGUUUAAAGAAUCCUGUGUGAAAUUCGCCGCUGACAAUUUUUUCGCGAUGGGAAUUUCAAACGAAUUUGCUCAGUUGAAUGAGAAAUUAUUAAGAGAAUUAAUCCGGGAUGUUUGUAAGCAGAAAUUUAAGCAAUAAAAAUGUAGGUACCUAUUCAUUAUAUCGAAGUUUGAAUGUUCUUUCAUAUCUGCUUAUCCUGCACUUUGUGCUUGUGAUUUUUAAAAGACAUUGUAUAAUUAAGUUUUUUUCUACCUAUGUGUUUUCCUUCAGAAUUUUGUUGGUAAGGUUACUUUCAAUGUUUAUUUUAUGUUAUAAUAGAUUAAUUUUGUAAUAAAGUUCUACCUUUUUUCGAAUA
Planococcus citri (citrus mealybug) is the source of this 2170-nucleotide messenger RNA. RefSeq names its product RCC1 and BTB domain-containing protein 1-like. The transcript has 11 exons. The record is from RefSeq and is a predicted model, not a curated record. Lineage: Eukaryota; Metazoa; Arthropoda; Insecta; Hemiptera; Pseudococcidae. Gene Ontology annotation, molecular function: protein binding. Bases 289 to 1953 code for a protein of 554 amino acids.